AUGCAUAGUUUUUUCGCCAAAAAAUCAACAGCCGCAGGAGAUGGAGCUGAGAAGAAAGUUGUGAAAAAAUCCAACUUUGAAGAAAGGAAACCAUGGGUUGAGAAAUAUCGUCCUAACAAGGUUGAUGAAGUGGUUUCCCAAAAUGAAAUCGUAGCUGUCUUGAAGAAAGUCUUGGAAGGGGCUGAUUUACCAAAUAUUCUGUUCUAUGGACCCCCAGGAACUGGAAAAACCUCAGCAGCUUUAGCACUAUGCAAACAGAUGUUCAAGACCCAGGAAGUAAUGAAGGAUAGAGUUCUUGAAAUGAAUGCUUCUGAUGAACGUGGUAUUGCUGUUGUCAGAACCAAGAUCAAAGAGUUUGCGCAAAGAGCUGUGGCACCUACUAGUCUUUCAGGACAAUGUGCUUCUAUCAAAAUUAUAAUUCUUGACGAGGCUGAUGCUAUGACCCAUGCUGCUCAAGCUGCUAUGAGGAGGAUUAUUGAAACGUACAGUAGCACUACCAGAUUUUUCCUCAUUUGCAAUUACAUUUCUCGUAUAAUUGCUCCUCUAACUUCGCGUUGUGCCAAAUUCCGCUUCAAACCUUUGCCGGUGGACGACCAAUUGACAAGAUUGAAAUUCAUUUGUCAAAAUGAAAAUGUGACUGCCGACGAUAAUGCUUUGACAACUCUCAUAAACUUAUGUGAGGGUGACUUGCGAAAGUCUGUUGGCUAUCUACAAGCUCUCGCUUCUACUCAGCAAACUAUUGAUGGCGAAUUUCUGCGCCAAGUAACAGGUAGUAUUGCUGAUGAUAUGCUUGACAGAACUCUGAAAAAUCUCUCUACUGCCUCUAAGCCUACAGUUUACACGAUGACUGAAAAUAUAAUGAGAGAGGGAUACUCUGCCAAACAGUUUAUGCAUCAACUGCUCAAUCGUUUAAUUGACCACGAGUAUCUCACAGAUAUGCAGAAAGCUGAAAUUUUCGAGAAGAUGUCUGUUUGCGAAAUGCGAUUAAUCAAUGGUGCGAAUGAGUUCCUGCAGCUAUUGGACUUAUUCUUCUGUGUUCAAACUCAAUUUGUUAACCCAAAGUCAAUGGGUCGGGUUUAA
Messenger RNA from Auanema sp. JU1783, 1080 nucleotides. Lineage: Eukaryota; Metazoa; Nematoda; Chromadorea; Rhabditida; Rhabditidae. The record is from the annotation of a GenBank genome assembly.